UUCAGCUGCAUGUUUUGACCAAAACCCGACGAAUAUGUCGAAAAUGACCAACGUAAAUUCAAGUUUGGCUUACGAAAUAUUGUUGUACUUGAAUAAUUUUUAUUUGGGCAUGUUUUUCGUGUGUGAAGUGGCCAUUGGGAUAUUGAAAGCGAUAAAUGUGUCGUACCCAGAGAACGCCUUGCUAACUGAAACUGGUAUUUUCGGCGCCUUGUGUGUUAUUGAGGCUUUCCGCAUAUUUUUGGGACAGAGAGGAAACUUGUCUAGUAAAAAAGUUCCAGUGUUCUUUUCAGUCCUACUCACAAUACCCUCAGCAGUAGGAGUCUGCUAUUUCCUCAUCUACCAAACCUACAUUAUAAGGCUGGAAUACAUCUGGUGCGCCGUAAUGCUCAUGUUCCACGCCCUGGAGAUGGCCUUCGCCAUCCUGUUCAUGUUCACAGUAUGCAAAAACCAACAAUAUGACUAGAAUAAGUACCAAAGUACCUCGGUGCCAAAGAGAUACUAAAUAAUGCCAAAAGCUGAAAAACUGAAAAACUAAAACAUUCCAAUUUUAAAGUGUGUUUUUCUGUUCAUAAAGUAGUCUCUUAUUUUAUAUACAAGUUAGUGAUUUAGGAAAGAAACAUUUAAAGGAAAGUUGUUUGUAGGAUAUAUUUAGGUGAAGGUAGAUAGGUAACAUAGGUAUAUUAUGCUUUAUUAAACCCUAAGUAUUAUAUAGUUUAUAUUUAAGUGUUUGUUGUUUGAAGCUUAGGCGCCAUUCAUUUAUUACGUAAGACGAUUUUUGCCAGUUUUUAACCCCCUUCCUCCCCUUUGUAAGAAAUAAUAAGAAAAGGCUGACCCCCUCCCCCUAUAUUGGUUAUAUUACAUAGGAAUCUACAGGAAGAAAUGAAUACACGUUUGGUUUGUUUUAGUGUUAAUCUUUAAAGGUACUGGAGCCCGUUUAAGCUAACUCUACACCGUGUUGUGGGUCAGUGUUAUUUUAAACGUCAUAAUUUCACGUAAGAACUGAAAACCCCCUCCCUCCCCCUUGUAAGAAAAAAUAAGAUAUGUUCGACCAUCCCCCUCCCCCUAAAUCGUCUUACGUAAUAAAUGAAUGGCGUCUUACUAGUUGUUAAAAAUACACCGGUCAUACUUGUAUUCAGCUACUGCCUUAAUUACUUAACUCAAUGCACAGAUUUGUAUGCAAAUGUUGUAAUAGCUUUGUAUACCUGAAAUAUAUGAUAGAAACCAAAUAUAUCAUUUAUACAUUUUUACUUACAUAAAUUAUUGAUCAAACCAAAGGAGAGGUUACAGCCUAAAAUAUAGUUAAUUCUCAAGUGAUUUUUUUUUAAUGAUUGUUAUAUUUUCUUUAUUUUCUAUUAAAACAAUAAAGUGAGCUAAAAACAUAAUGACCUAAACUAAAAAACUUACAAAUAAAAAGUGAAUUAUUUAAUUUUCAAGUCUCAAAAUUAAUUUAUCUUAAUAUGUACUGACCUGUAUUUAAAUGUGUUUAUUGAUGCAGUUGAUUAGAUGUUGUUAGGAUGCCAGAUGCUGACCAUGAGGUCAGCUUCAUAAGAAAUUAAAACCAUUGGACCAUAUUAUAGUAAAAUUACUACAGAUUUGACAAAUACUAGGACACAGUACUAAAAUGUUAAGCUAUGUUUUAGGACAACUAGUAAACAACGU
Messenger RNA from Cydia strobilella, 1659 nucleotides. Its product is annotated as transmembrane protein 216-like. Gene Ontology annotation, biological process: non-motile cilium assembly. The coding region runs from base 35 to 463 and encodes 142 amino acids. NCBI's taxonomy places the organism in Eukaryota, Metazoa, Arthropoda, Insecta, Lepidoptera, Tortricidae. The transcript has 2 exons. Gene Ontology annotation, cellular component: ciliary transition zone. The record is from RefSeq and is a predicted model, not a curated record.